AUGGAGUAUCAGUAUGAAGCCUAUCAUAAAGAAGAAAUGAUUAGUGGCAUAGAGUCUGGGUCAGGCAAGCUGGAUACUGGUCGUCCUCUGGACCGAACGCGAUGUGGCCUUCGGCCUACGGAAAAUGCACGUUGUCCACACUACAAGGCUACUGCUAUUGCAAGUGCCUGCUUAGACCAGUCGCAAUACUUCUUUAAGGAUAUGGUGAAUGAUCCGAGCGAUGCAGGUACACAUUUUCAGUGUGAACAACAUUGGUUCGUUCGGUUCACGAGAGAAAUCGAUCCUGGGAAAGUGGGAUCAACCAGAAAUGUUCUCUUCAUGAAGACCUAA
Messenger RNA from Opisthorchis viverrini, 330 nucleotides. RefSeq lists its product as hypothetical. The record is from RefSeq and is a predicted model, not a curated record. NCBI's taxonomy places the organism in Eukaryota, Metazoa, Platyhelminthes, Trematoda, Opisthorchiida, Opisthorchiidae. The coding region runs from base 1 to 330 and encodes 109 amino acids. The transcript has 4 exons.